Galeopterus variegatus (Sunda flying lemur) is the source of this 1317-nucleotide messenger RNA. It is a transcript of the gene DYDC2, whose product is annotated as DPY30 domain containing 2. The record is from RefSeq and is a predicted model, not a curated record. Gene Ontology annotation, cellular component: Set1C/COMPASS complex. NCBI's taxonomy places the organism in Eukaryota, Metazoa, Chordata, Mammalia, Dermoptera, Cynocephalidae. Bases 293 to 823 code for a protein of 176 amino acids. The transcript has 4 exons.
UGUGUAAACUUCAAGAAUAUGGAGUUGGUCAGGAGCAGGCUGGUGCUAGGCCAUUUCAUGGCAUAACCUACCACUGUAAUAGCUAAUAUUUAUUAAACACUUACUAUGUGUCAGGCUAAGUGCCUUUCACAUGUUUGUUAUCUCUCCCAAUCUUCUAAUUACUGUGAGGUACAUACUUUUGUUAUUUCUGUUCUACAGAUGAGGAAACUGAGGCUCAGAGAGACUGAGUGACUUGCUGAAGAUCACACAGCAUAUAAGUAGCAGAACCAGGACUGGAACUUGGCCCCCCAGGAUGGAAACUGACUACCUGAAGAGGUGCUUUGGAAACUGCCUGACCCAGGCACUGGCAGAGGUGGCAAAGGUUCGACCGAAUGACCCAAUAGAGUACCUGGCUCACAGGCUUUAUCAUCAUAAAAAAACAGCUAAUGCAAAAGAAGAGAAUGGGCAAGAUAAGAUCCAGCUGAAGGAGGAAUAUGACAGUAGCCUCAAGGAAGUGGAAGUAACAAAAAUGCUGAAGCAAGCAGAGGGUCAGAUUCAACAGAAGUGUGAAAAGUGUCACAAGGAUUUGAUUUCCAAAGCUCUUUCCACAAAGACCAUACUUGUGAAGGAAGACAUGAAACCACUUGAGAAGGAGGCCUUGAAGCAGGAAUUCCUGCCAGGUACUUCCAAUAUGAUUACAGGAAUGUCUCAACAGGUUGCUCCUUUGGAGUCAGCUGGCCAGACUGACCGGGACUUUGAAACUCCACAAGAAGUAAAUUACCAGGAGGCUUUUCAGCAUGAAUUUAUUCAUGAAAUACCUCCUGGCUCCACAUCUUCUUCUUAGAUUAUGAGAAGGUGGAUGAGUCUAACGACACACCCUCAAAGCUGCAAGCCAAUACAACAGCCAGCUAGAAGAGCUCUUACUUAAACCAAUAUUUAAGAGGGACUGAAAAAGGAGGCGUCUCCAGGGACUCUCCAGCCCAAGUCCUAUUCUGAUAGCCAUGAAAAUCCCUUAGUCAUUUGAGGAUUUGAACUAGUUAUAGGAUAAAAUAAAAUCAGAAUAAGGAUUUAAAAUAAGCAACUCAACUGAUGAGAUUUUUUCCUUUUGUUUUAUCUUUUUUUUGGAGAUGACACCAUGAAAACCCAUUCAUCUCAUGUGUUCGUAUCUUAGCUUUAGCUGCACUUUGUAGUCAGUCCUCUCAGAGUGUUUACACAUGUCCUGGAGUCUACCAAUGUCACUGAUAACAGGUAUUUUUCUCCAAUAUAUGUUACCAAUUUUUUUUAUUGUGGUAAAAUACAUAUAACAUAAAAUUUACUAUCUUAACCAUUCUUAAAUGU